Messenger RNA from Topomyia yanbarensis, 1448 nucleotides. Its product is annotated as protein phosphatase methylesterase 1. Gene Ontology annotation, molecular function: protein methylesterase activity. Bases 89 to 1255 code for a protein of 388 amino acids. The transcript is spliced from 6 exons. The record is from RefSeq and is a predicted model, not a curated record. NCBI's taxonomy places the organism in Eukaryota, Metazoa, Arthropoda, Insecta, Diptera, Culicidae. Gene Ontology annotation, biological process: protein demethylation.
UCAGGUUUCGAUCGUCAUUGUUGUUGCGGCUUUAUUUUGAAAGUGAUUUGAUAAAGAAUAAUUAUUAUUGACAAAAAUUAUUGAAUCUAUGUCAAAUCUGCAGCGUGUAAUGAUGAAGUCUCGUCUACCGCCAAUGUGUCCGAACCCCAAGUUCCCCAAGCCAACAGACCGAGGGUUUCGCCGGCAAACGGACUACAAUCCGGUUAUGUGGAGUGAAUACUUUGCCGAACACAAAGACGUUGAAACCAAACAGGGCAAGUUCCGUGUUUAUUUAUCGAAAAAACCAGAUGUACCCGGACCGCUACUAGUUUUGCUUCACGGAGGUGGCUUUUCAGCGCUCUCAUGGGCUCAUUUUAGUAUGGAAAUCACAAAAAUUAUCCACUGUCAGUGCUUGGCGAUUGACAUCAGAGGCCAUGGAGACACUUUAACUGCAAAUGAGGACGAUCUGUCGGCUGAAACAUUAGCGCAGGACAUAGGGGAUGUGCUACAAGCAAUGUACGGCGAGUCAUCUCCACCAGUGAUCCUGAUUGGUCACUCAAUGGGAGGUGCCAUUUGCGUCCACGUCGCCUAUCUGAAUAUUGUUAACGCACUCAUCGGAAUCGUCGUAAUUGAUGUAGUGGAGGGCACUGCAUUGGAAGCUCUGGCUAGUAUGCAAAGUUUUUUGCGGUCCCGACCGAACACGUUCAAAAGCAUUCAGCAUGCAGUGGAGUGGAGUGUUCGCAGCGGUCAAAUCCGAAACAUCGAUUCUGCGCGGGUUUCUAUGCCCGGGCAAAUUGUAAACAUUGAGACUGGUAAACUAUCAACCAACGAGCUACCACUGCCAGAAGAAUCGACCGGGGAGUGUACUCGUUUUACCAAUCCGAAUGCUAUUGCAGAAGACGCCGAAAUGUCAGUACCGAUUGCUGCACCUCCUGCACCGUCAUCUAGUAAUGUAAAAAAGUAUACCUGGCGUAUUGAUUUGUCUAAAUCGGAAACAUAUUGGGAAGGCUGGUUCCAAGGUUUGAGUCAAAAAUUUUUGGACGUUGGAGUUCCUAAACUGCUGCUACUGGCUGGAAUUGACAAUCUCGAUCGGGCUCUCACUGUUGGUCAAAUGCAGGGCAAAUUUCAAAUGCAAGUACUUGCUCGAUGUGGUCACGCCGUUCACGAGGAUCGGCCCCACGAGGUGGCUGAAGUAAUUGCAACGUACUUGCUCAGAAAUAAGUUCGCCGAGGCGUCAGGUGACGGACAAUUUCUGAAGCAUUUGCCUGCUUGCUAAGUGCAGGUAAGACUCAUUUCAAACUACCUUUUCGAGGACAAACGAUUGACAAGGAAUGUUUUUGCAUUAUGGUUCGACAAUUUCGCUCUUACGUCCCAAAAGUUGAGAUUUUCAGGAUCGUGUCUAGAUAAGUUUAUAUUUCAGAAAUAAUAAUUUAUUUUCCCAACUGCAAUAUAGUCGUGUCAAAAUGAAA